AUGCCUGAGAGGUGGCUAUCAAGCUCUUCUUUGAUGCGCAAAACGCAAGGCUUUACCUCAUUUUCCACUGGUACGUGUUACGUACUGACCAUUGGUCUGCUGACUAUGAGCACCCAACUAGAAUUAUGCAGGCCAUAUGCUUGUAUUGGAAGGAAUUUAGCAAUGGUGGAGCUACAAACUGGUACGGCUGCGCUGGUACAGCAGUUCAGAAUUUCCUUUGCCCCCGGCGAAGACCGGUACAAAUUAUUGAAUGGCAGUCUUGAUGCAUUUAUGUUAUUUACUGGUGAUGUGCACCUGGUAUUUGAUGCCAUAAUGUCAGAGUAA
Molecule: messenger RNA, 324 nt
Organism: Penicillium malachiteum
Lineage: Eukaryota; Fungi; Ascomycota; Eurotiomycetes; Eurotiales; Aspergillaceae
Exons: 2
Coding region: 1-324 (107 amino acids)
Molecular function (GO): oxidoreductase activity, acting on paired donors, with incorporation or reduction of molecular oxygen; heme binding; monooxygenase activity
Source: RefSeq, a predicted model, not a curated record